This is a messenger RNA of Paramecium tetraurelia, 1119 nucleotides long. RefSeq lists its product as uncharacterized. Gene Ontology annotation, biological process: negative regulation of translation; translation. Gene Ontology annotation, molecular function: structural constituent of ribosome; mRNA binding. The transcript has 4 exons. Gene Ontology annotation, cellular component: mitochondrial large ribosomal subunit; ribosome. Lineage: Eukaryota; Ciliophora; Oligohymenophorea; Peniculida; Parameciidae. The record is from RefSeq and is a predicted model, not a curated record.
AUGUAAUUAUUUUAGAGGUGUCUAGUGGCUAGAUUUUCAUUAGCCAUCCCCAAAUUCAAGCAUAAAGAAUAGCCUUAUGUAAAGGACAUUCCAAUGCCCAAAAGACCCAAGCUUGAUCCUAAAGACCCAUACGAGAAGUAUGAACUUGUGAAGCCCCGUGAAUAUGAAUUCAGACAAGCUUUAGAUGAAAGACAUACUAAAAAUUUCUACCCAGGCACUACUUAUGUUGCUGUUCAUAAAGGGGGAAUUACUUAUCACUUAUUUGAUGCAUCAAGAUUCCCAUAUGGUAAGAUGUGUUCAAAAAUUGCCUACCAUCUGAGCGGAAAACAUAAGCCAACAUUCCGAAAUAAUGAACCUGGGAAAGUUACAGAUAAAUUUAUUAUUGUUAAUGGCUGUAACAUGUAUUUAACAGGCAAAAAAAUCAAUUAUAAAGUACUUACUUACCAUACGGGUUAUAUUGGAAAUUUAAAAUAAAUAAAAUUCAGAGAUCUAAUCCUCCAAAAACCGGAAUAAUUAGUUGCUUGGACUGUUUCCAAAAUGUUACCAAAUACUGUGUAUAGAAUGGACAAACUUGAUCAUAUUCAUUUAUUCAGAGGCAGAUUCCAUACUUUCGAUGAUAUUUUACCCUAAAUCUUACCUCACCAUACAGAUUUUGAAUACAGAGGAAGCAUCUUGUAAGACAUGAAAGAAGGCGAUGAUAGAACUCUUCUUUUUGCCAGCAAACCUGUUUCUUAAGAAUAGAUUAAAUAGGAUCUUGGAGAUAUUAAAUAACAGAUCAUGGAUCCAAGUGAAUUGGAUAACGAUUUAAUAUUCACACCAUUUGUUGAAAGGCCUUAAAAAAUUAAACUUAAUAUGACUUAGCAUGAAUAUGAUAAAUUAAAUAGAAGAAGAAAGCGAUUGAUGUAGAGAUACAGAAAAUAUAUGCCCAUUCCUUAUAGAAAUACAAUUGAAAAAGCCGAUUUCACUAAGAGUUAUGUCGUUAAAUCAGAGAAAUAAUUAAAUAGAUUGGGACUCUAGAAAAUUAAGCCAUUGGAUGACGAUCCAGAAUUAGAUGAUGAGACAACUAAAUUCUGAGAGUAUUUUUAAUAAAAAAUAUAUUAUUAAUAAAAUCAAAAUCAA